Molecule: messenger RNA, 1431 nt
Organism: Antrostomus carolinensis (chuck-will's-widow)
Lineage: Eukaryota; Metazoa; Chordata; Aves; Caprimulgiformes; Caprimulgidae
Gene: OMG
Product: oligodendrocyte myelin glycoprotein
Exons: 2
Coding region: 100-1431 (443 amino acids)
Biological process (GO): neuron projection regeneration
Molecular function (GO): protein binding
Source: RefSeq, a predicted model, not a curated record
AGCACAACCCACAGACAGCAACUGUAGCUACUCUCUAGAACAAGACGACCUCUAAGCUUCAAUCUGUCACAGGAAUGAUGUGCUGAUACUGCAGCAGAGAUGACGGCAACAAUGGAAUACCAGAUAUUGAAAAGAUCUACCUGUCUACUGGUCCUUCUGGUUUUCAUACCCACUGUUUGGGGUAUCUGUCCUUCUAACUGUACAUGCUCAGGAAACGACAGGAAUGUGGACUGUUCGGGCAGGAACUUCACUGUACUGCCACAGGGACUUCAAGACAACAUUACGUAUUUAAAUCUGUCCUUUAACCAGUUUGUAGAUCUCGAUCAUCAGCUAACGAGAUUCACCAAUUUGAGGACCCUUGAUAUUUCAAAUAAUUGGCUCAAGAACGUUCCUGCCCAUCUGCCCAAAUCCUUAUGGGAAUUAUAUGCCAUAAACAACAACAUUAAAGUUCUUCAGAAACUCGACACAGCCUACCAGUGGAAUCUCAAAGUGCUCGAUGUUUCCAGGAAUAUGGUGGAAAGAGCUGUUCUGAUCAACAACACACUGAGCAGCCUCAAGUUCCUCAAUCUCAGUAGCAACAAACUUUGGACAGUUCCCACCAACAUGCCCUACAACAUAGAGACAGUGGAUCUAUCCAAUAACUUCUUGUCCCAGAUACUCCCAGGAACACUGGUGAGACUACAACACCUCACAAGCCUCUACCUGCACAACAACAAGUUCACACACAUUCCUGACAAAGCUUUUGACCAGCUCUUUCAGCUGCAGGUAGUAACACUGUACAACAACCCAUGGUCCUGCAGCGACAAACAAAACAUCCCCUAUUUGCUUAGAUGGGUGCAGGGAACGGCCGCCAACGUUCUGGGGGCUCCCUGUGCUAAUCAAUCCGUGCUUUGGAUGAGCACCACACCAACUUCAGCGCCUGCCCCAGCCACAGACUCCAGCCUCAUGAUUAAAGGAAUGAAGGCAGCAGACAGAGCUACUUCUCCAGGGGCCACUGAACCAACCAAAAUGGUAAAAAUGCAGAAACAAUUUAAAGCUAAGGACGUCCCGAGCUUGGCGACCGCGAGCCAAAGCGUAUUGUUCACGAGCACGGACCGGCCCCUGCUCCUCUAUCCAGCAGAUCUGACGACCAGGAAGGUUAGCUCUCAAGAAGCAGCAGCCACACACACAAUCUACAUCAAAGAUUCAGCCGAGGUGAACUCAAGCCUGACUCGUUCAACAGGACCAUCCACUACUCCUAUGACUUUAAGUAUCACCAGUGGAAUCCCAACAAACUACUCCAAAAUGCCUCAAAGCACAACUGCUACCUUAAGGAAAGAGGAAUCCACUACAAAUAUUCUGAAUACUCGUGUGCCCUCCAGAGCAAGUACCUGUGAGAUGUAUUUGUUGUCUGUUCUCAUGUUUCAUGCAGUGCCAAUGCUUAUUGGGUAA